Diuraphis noxia (Russian wheat aphid) is the source of this 465-nucleotide messenger RNA. RefSeq lists its product as uncharacterized. NCBI's taxonomy places the organism in Eukaryota, Metazoa, Arthropoda, Insecta, Hemiptera, Aphididae. The record is from RefSeq and is a predicted model, not a curated record.
AUAUUUUAAAAAAAUGGUGAAAAAAAAGACAUCAAAAAAAUUAACUAAAAUAUCACCAAAAAAGAAACUUAAUACUUUAUCCUAUGAUAAUUAUGAAAAAAUUAUGAUUGACAACAAAAUAAGGGUCACCAAAUCAAAAAAAGAUAAAUGGUCAGAUCCUAUUUCUAAUGUAAAUUCGUCAGAGGAUGAUAAAAAAUUAUCAAAAACACAAAGAAUAAACAUUAAAAAAAAAAAGAAAAAAGAUUCCAAGGUCCGCUAUUUAAAUAAUUUAAAAAAUGAUAACUCUACAAUUCCUACAGAGAAGAGAGCUUAUUGUCAAAUAGAUGAAUGCCUUGUAUUGAUUUCAGAUUGUAAUCAGAACAAAGAAAAUCAUAAAUCUUACAAGGCUUCUACUAUCAUUAAUACAAAGAAUAGUUCAGAGAAAGACAAAGAUUAUUCAUCUAUGUAAGUAUACAAAUCACCAAA